Protopolystoma xenopodis is the source of this 516-nucleotide messenger RNA. The record is from the annotation of a GenBank genome assembly. Lineage: Eukaryota; Metazoa; Platyhelminthes; Monogenea; Polystomatidea; Polystomatidae.
UUCCUUGCACUCAUCGCUUCUCUUUCAGAUGCGGUUCAUCCGCUGCUUUCCACUAUCACUUCUCCAACUAAUAGUUGUCUGACGCCCAUUUGUGCCAACAGCAUCACCCAUUCUGAUGACAAUGGCACAAACAGCGUUUCUUGCUCCAAUUCAGUCAGCACCGGCAUCGAAGAUAUAUCACAUAGUUCAACUAGUAAGCUGAAUCGUGAUAGGCUUGCUAACCACAUCCAGACGUCUACCUGUGCUACCAGCUCUGAUACGAUAAGUUGUGGAGGUGCGGACCCAAGUACAUCUAGUGAGAUUUCAAUUUCAAGUCACCUCUCAACUGCGGUGACUGAGGUAGCCAACAAAGCAUCUUCUGUAACGAGUACCACGAGCAGCAGCACUAGUAACACAGCCUCUUCCCUCUGUCUUGUGGGCUCAUUGACCGGCAGCAACAACAGCCCCUCCAUUUCUGCCGCUUAUUCCUUGGGAGAUGAUUCUUGUCAUUUGACAACUCAUUUCUAUCCAAUCUAA